AUGUUCGACGAGAUCCGCGGCGGCACGGCGCCGACGCCCACCGGCGACGCCGAGGACCUCUUCGGGCUCCUGGACGACGAGGAGGCGUCGGACCUCGUGGACCUGAACCUCGCGCUCCGGAGCGAGCGGGGCCUGCGGCGGACGCCGCCCCCCAUGCAGCAGCAGCGGGGCGAGCGCGGCGAGCGCGCGGCGCACCGGCGGUCGCCGUCGAAGUUGAACCCAGCGCUGAGCCGGUCGCCGGCGAAGCCCGCGCCGACGCGCUACGAGCGGCCGACGCGGGCCAUGAUCUCGCGCUUCGGCGCCGCGUCGGGCUCCGGCGACGACGACUACGACUACGACGACGAGCGGAAGGCGUCGCCCGCGCGGCCGGCCUUCGACGCGCGCGACGGCGCGUUCGCGUCCGUCGGCGGCGGCGGCGGGGGCACCUGGCGCGCGGCGUCCGCGUCCUUGGGCGAGGCGCCGGCGGCCAACGGCAGCGCCUGGGGCGGCGGGGGCCGCGACGACUGGCGGCCCGGCGAGGCGGGCACGUGGAGCCCGUCCGCGCCCGUGGACUUCCGGCCCGUCGGCGGCGUCGCGAGCCCGGAGACGACGCUGGACCUGCCGCCGGAGUCGCCCGUGGGCAAGGCCAAGGCGUCGGCGUCGCCCGCGAAGCUGGGCCAGUCGCGGUCCGCGCGGUCGCUCCUGUGGUCGUCCGUGGAGUCCGUGGGCCUCGACGACGACCGCGGCGGCGGGUCCUUCGACGACGACGACCCGCCGCGCCUCCGCGACGCGCCGCCGCGGCCGAAGCCGUCGUCGGCGCGCGGCAAGCCGAAGCUGCGGCGCGCGUCGCCGGACAAGCCCGCGUCGGCCAAGGCGGGCCGGGGGAAUAGGGGGCCCGUGCCGGACCUCGUCGUGGUCAACGGGUCGCCGUCGGCGACGAAGCCCGCGGGCCGCAAGUCCGCGGGCUCCGGCGGCCGCAAGCACCGGGACGACCGCGACGAGCACCGGGGGCCCGGGGGCCUCUUCCGCCGCGACGGCGACGACGGCCCGCCGCGCGGCGACCGCGUCGCGUCCGCAGACCCGAGCCAGCGGAGCUGGCGGAGUAGCUCCGCGCGGGGCCACCGGUCCGCCGUCGGCGCCGCGGCCGCGUCGUCCGCGAAGCGCGGCGCGACGCGCCAGAAGAUCAACUCGGCGUCGGCGGCGCACCGCCAGCAGCGCGUCAAGGAGUUCCAGGUGCUCCAGGGCGCCGCGAGCCCCGCGAGCCCGCGGCUCACGGUGCGCUCCCGGCGCGACGUCGCGGACUUCGACGCGCGGCGCCAGCCGCCGCCGAGCCCCAUGGCCGCGCGCUACGACGUCGACCCGCCCGGCGGCGUCCACGAGGUUUUAGGCAGCGCCAUCGUCGGCGACGACGACGACUGGGGCGAGACGCGGGACCCGGGGGGCGGCGGCUUCGGCGACUGGCCGCCCGCGUCGCCCCUGGGCCACUUCCACCGGCCGCCGUCCCGUCAAAAGGGCGCGUUCCCGACGCACCUCAUGGCCGGCGACGGCGCGCGGCGCGAUUUGGACGAGGACCUGGAUAUUCGCGACGACGCGGGCGCGUCCGACGGCGCGCCGGAGCCUGUGCCGGAGCGCGACGAGCCCCCGCCGCGCCCGAGCCCGUCGCCGACGCGCGACGCGCGGGCGUCCGCGCGCGACUCCGCGCGGCGCCGCCGCGACGACGCGGCCUCCAAGGCCGCGGCCGCGAACCCGGGCGGCGACCGCGUCGUCUUCGAGGGCGACGAGACCAAAAAGACGCUCCGGCGGCCGCCGAGCCGCCAGAAGAUGCCCAAGGCCGCGCUCUUUUUGGACAUCGACACGCACAAGGACGCGCGCCAGCUGCCCCUGGGCCCCGCGACCUUCGGGGCGCCCAAGGCGCGGGCCAGCGGCCACGGCGCGUGGAUGCGGUCGAAGAUGCCGCGCUACGCGCCCGGCGAGCCCGUCGACGAGCCCCACAGCGCGCGGCCCGAUUUGGCGCCCAAGGUCGCGGACGUCGCCGACGAGCCCGCGCCGCGGGGCCGCAAGCCGUCGAUCUCCCAGGUCGACGCGCCGGCCGCGCCGCCGGCCGUCGCGCCGCCCGCGGCCUACGAGUCGCGCGCGCCGCGCGCGGAGGACGACGUCGACCGCCACCACGACCCCGAGGCCGACGGCUUCACGGCCAUCGACGAGCCGACGCCCUGCCCCUUCCGCAUCCAGGUCACGCAGAACGACGGCCGGUCCACGGUGCUCCUCGACGACCUCGGCGCGCGCGCCGCGCACGCGCCGCCCGCGGCGGCGACGUCGAGCGGCGACGAGGUCGACGCGCCGGCGGCGCCCUGGAGCGCGACCGUGCACCCGGACGGCGCGCCGCCGCCGGCCUUCGAGGACCUGGACGACGCGCCGGCGUCCGCGGCGGCGCCCGCCGCGCGGACGCCGACGGCCAAGGCGUCGGACUGGGAGCCCUUCGCCGCGGGCGUCGCCGACGGGGGCCCCGACGCGACGGAGGCGGACCGCCUCGCGCGGCGGCCGCCGUCCGCGGGCGCGGGCCGCCGCGCGUCCGCGGGGCGCCAGCGGCCCCAGUCGGCGAUCCCGUCGACCUACAAGCACGCGGCGCUCCACGGCGCGACGCCCCGGGCCAUCUUCCACGGCGGCGCGCACUUCGGGGGCGCGACGCCCGCGCGCAAGGCGUCGGCCAAGGUCGGCGCGGCCAUCGGCGCCUACGAUUUCUCGGGGAAGGAGGAGCUCAAGCGGCGCCUCGUCGCGGACCAGGCGGGUUUGGGCGGCAAGGGGCCCCUGACGCUGAAGCGGAGCCCGAAGCCCGUCGUCGAGCGGUCGACGUCGUCGCCCGCGGUCGCCGCGGAGCCCGAGGCCGCGCCGCCGGCCGACGCGUUCGGCGGCCUCGAGCUCGCGGCGCCGGGCAGCGGCGACAGCCUCGGCAGCGACGAGGACGACCUGCUCGAGGUCGCGUCGGGCUCGUCCUUCAACGACGACGACGACAACCAGCUCGGCGCCCAGAUGCUCGAGACGAACCUCGGCGAGGAGUUCCUCAGCCUCUUCGCGCCCAUCACGCACUAG
Aureococcus anophagefferens is the source of this 3069-nucleotide messenger RNA. RefSeq lists its product as hypothetical. Bases 1 to 3069 code for a protein of 1022 amino acids. The transcript is spliced from 4 exons. The record is from RefSeq and is a predicted model, not a curated record. NCBI's taxonomy places the organism in Eukaryota, Pelagophyceae, Pelagomonadales, Pelagomonadaceae.